AUCUGAGUUCAUCAAGUGACUGAAACAGUUUACUGGACUGGUCAUGGACAACUCUGCUGUCAUUCUGCUUGUCCUUCUCCUUGGGACGCUGAACACAGUCCAGUGUCAGUAUGAAGAGACAAAAUCUGAGGAUUUUGAAGGGAGUAGUAGCCCAAUAGAUGAUAUCCCCGAAGAGGAGAAAUACUCUGUGUCUGCUCUGAUUGAAAGGGCCAACAAGAAUGCAGGACGAGCACUUGAUGACCCGGAGAUCCGAGAGGGUGAUAUUGCAGUGCACACUGGGUUCCAGAAUGCUGACCCCUGCACCUCCCGUGGCUGCAAGUGGCCUCGUGCCCGGGAUGGCUUAGUCUAUGUCCCUUACUACAUCUCCAACCAGUACUGUAAAGGUCAUCUUUCAUUGUACAGUUAGUGAUUCUUAUCACAAACACUUUUUGUCAAAUUUAGCUAAUCUUUAUCUAUGGUGUCUCUUCUUUGCCGUCCUUCCAUAAAGUGGAAUAUGGAAGACAUGGG
This is a messenger RNA of Sardina pilchardus (European sardine), 507 nucleotides long. RefSeq names its product high choriolytic enzyme 2-like. The record is from RefSeq and is a predicted model, not a curated record. The transcript is spliced from 4 exons. Lineage: Eukaryota; Metazoa; Chordata; Actinopteri; Clupeiformes; Clupeidae. The coding region runs from base 44 to 406 and encodes 120 amino acids.